Molecule: messenger RNA, 330 nt
Organism: Arvicola amphibius (Eurasian water vole)
Lineage: Eukaryota; Metazoa; Chordata; Mammalia; Rodentia; Cricetidae
Product: zinc finger protein 431-like
Exons: 3
Coding region: 136-330 (64 amino acids)
Biological process (GO): regulation of DNA-templated transcription
Source: RefSeq, a predicted model, not a curated record
GGGGCGGGCACUUCUGGUCCGCCAUGCGACAGGUUCUGAGGCCCCGGGCCUAAGGGAGAGUCUCGUGUUCCGUGUUCUUCGCUGUGAUCCGAGGUCGGGCGCUGUGGGGAGAGCGGGGCGAGCUCGGAAUCCGCCAUGGAUGCAGUGACCUAUGAGGAUGUGCAUGUGAACUUCACGCAUGAAGAGUGGGCUUUGCUGGACCCUUCCCAGAAGACUCUCUACAGAGAUGUGAUGCUGGAGACCUGGGAGAACCUCUCUGCUGUAGGCUACAAAUGGGAAGACCAGAAUAUUGAAGAACAUUGUCAAAAUUCUAGAAGACAUGAAAGGUAA